GAGAAGCGAAGUUUCGUGCGAGCGGAGGGGGCCUCGGGGACUCGCGCGGGCGGUUCAGUCGCCGGCCAGCUGCUCUUUUCCCUCCGGCUUCCUGGUCCGCCUCUGAUGAGGAGACAAUUCUGCAGUAAAAGGUGACUGGAACAGACAGAAGGCUGUGACUGAAGAAAACAAGAUGGAUAAAAAAGCAUUUGAUACAGUUCUUGAUGAAAUUAGAAAGGCUGUUUUGAUGGAAUACAAAUUAAAAGCAAUUGAAUAUGUACAUGGAUACUUUUCUAGUGAACAGAUUGUUGAGCUUCUGAGGUACUUCUCUUGGGCUGAACCGCAAUUAAAAGCUAUGAAGGCAUUACAGCAUAAAAUGGUAUCGGUUUCUGCAGCAAAAGUGGUUAAUAUCCUCAACUGCUUCACUUUUAGCAAAGACAAACUUAUUGCACUAGAAUUGUUGGCUUCCAAUAUAAUUGAUGCUCAGAAUUAUCGUCUUAUUGAAGACCUCUUCAGAGUUAAUAUGUCUGAGAAGAAGAGAUGCAGAAGAAUUCUUGAGCAGGCUUCCAAAGCAGGAUGCAAAGCACCUCAUGCUAUGAUAUCUUCCUGCGGCAUGAUUCCUGGGAACCCUUAUCCAAAAGGGAAGCCUAGCCGUAUCAAUGGAAUUUUUCCUGGUUCCCCUGUUAAGAAGGAAAAUGAGGAUUAUUCUAGUGAAGGCAAGGGAAUAGCAGCUCGAAUUCUUGGACCAUCAAAACCAGCUCCAGCAACAUACAAUCCACACAAACCUAUUCCUUAUCCGAUUCCUCCUUGUCGACCACAUGCAACAAUUGCACCAAGUGCUUACAACAAUGCAGGUCUUGUUCCACUGGCUAAUGUCAUAGCUCCUGGUUUGCCAACUACACCAUCAUAUACCUCUAGUACUGUAGGAACAGGUAAAGCAGAAAACGAAGAACUUUCCAAUCAAACAAAAUCUUCCCAAAGUCAAGCUUUUGCCACACAAAUGAAUCAUCUCUUUGCACCUCAUGGUUCUAAUCCUGCUGCUACUCCAACCCCAACCCCAUCAUCGGUUAAAGCAAUAAGCCACUCAUCAGCACUUCCAUCUCCAGCUGUGCCAGGGAUAAGCGUAUCCAAUCCUGCCUUUCCUGUCUUCCCUGGGCAGGUUAUCUCCUCCAUCCAUCCACCUCAACCAUCCACUCCCGUUCCUACUAUGGUCAAAUCUCAUUCGCUGCCUGCAGUUCCUGCCACAUCUGCUCAUGGUGCCAGCACUGCUCCACUUCCUGGCUCUUUUUCUGGACUGGCUUCUGUAGCACCCCAAGGGCUCUCCACGCUGUGCGCCACCCCUGCACCUAGUGAAGCCUUUGCCUCUGCCUCUGCCUCUGCACCCUUCGCCAACCUUCCUUUUUCUGCAGCGUCUGUCACUGCCCCAGCUAAUAAUCCUAAUUCAUUUUCAUCUGCUUUUGCUGGCCUGCCUUUGUCCUUGACCCCCAAUCCUCAGGGAGUAGCUAGCUCCAUUUCAUCGACCAUUGCCAAUUCUCCUGCCACUAGUUUGCCUUGCCCAGUUAAUUUACCUAACCCACUUUUAUCAGCUUUAAAGGGGUUUCUCUCAGUGAAUGAUAGCUCAUUAAUGAAUUCAAGUGCUCUGCCUUCGACUGUCACUGCUGAGCUUGCUUCUUUAUCUGGUCUUCUCAGUCAGAACUCCGAAGCCGCCUCUUCAUCAGGUAGCAAAUGUUACACUCCAACUGUUACCUCUUCCCUUCAGCAUCUUUCUGCUCCAGGACUCUCCAUUUUCUCAGGCCUCACCUGUCAGCCAGGAGGCAGCAGUAGUGCCACUUCUCCGGCGUUGUCAUCGCAGUCUCCUUUAACAAUGUCAUCGUCCAAUUUGCCGGUCAGCUGUGGCUCCUCAGUGGGUCUUCCGCAUUGUCCAAGCCCUGCCAAUCCUGAACAACAUGUUUCCUCUGCUUCAGCUGCCCCAGUUUUGAUUAAAACUGAACCCACAAGCCCGACUCUUUCAGGCCUCACAAUCCCAACCCCUUCUGGGGGGUCCAAUCACAGCACUUCAGGCUUGGGAGCCCUUGGGCAUGCCUAUUCCUCAGCUACUUCGUUACCAUGCAGCUUAACUAGUUCCCUCAAUCCAGCACUUCCGACUUUGACCUCUCCUCUGAACAGUUCCCCAUCUAUUCCCUCCCAUGCUUCAUCCACUCCGGUAUAUAAUGCACUUCCUCCUUUCACUUCCUUGACCAACAGUUUUGCUUUUACUGGCAAUCCAGCGCUUACUCCGGCGGGGCCUCUGUUGUCCAUUCCACCGACAACUACUUCUGCCCCACAUCUCAGCUCCUCGGGCCCUGGUCUUCCGCCACUCAUUGCCACAGCAGCUGCUCCGGCUCCACCAUUCUCCCUUAACUUGUGCAGUGCUGUCUCUUCCCUGUUUUCUGUUCCUCAAGUGCCCCUGGGCUCAUGCAACUCAUCCUUCCCUCCUUUCCCUGUCUCUAACACACCCUCUGUCACUCCUGCUCUCCCUUCUUUCCCUGGGCUCCAGGCAUCCUCUACAGUAGCAGCAGUUGCACCCCUGCCAGCAGCUGCCACAGCCCCAUCUCCAGCUCCGGUGCUGCCAGGGUUUGCCUCGGCCUUUAGCUCAAACUUCAACUCUGCACUUGUGGCACAGGCUGGCCUGACGUCUGGUCUCCAGGCCCCUGGAAAUACAGUUUUUCCAGGACUUCUGUCUCUACCUGCCAUCCCUGGACUUGCUCAGAGUGCAACGCAAUCUUCCCUCCAGGAACUUCAGCACAGUGCAGCUGCACAGUCAGCAUUACUGCAGAUACACUCUGCUUCUGCUCUAGAAAACUAUGGCUCUCAAUCUGAAGGUUUCAGUGCAUAUCCCCCAGCAGCGGGAACAUCUGGAACACCUUUUUCAGUGCAGGCAAAUCUUCCCCAGACUGGAUGGCAAUAAUGAACAUCAAUUUCAGCUAUCAAGAAGAAUGCUCUAAAAGCUUAGGAUGCUUCCUUUGGAAAAUACAUUUUCAGUACAUAUUAUUCAAGAGAGAUUCCAAAUGCAGUAACUGUUGCUGAAAUGAUAAGAAAACUGGAUAUUUUUUUACUUUAUAUCUAUGACCCCAGGAAGCCUUCAUUCCAUUUUUCAUAGUACACUCUGAGGAUACUUUAAUCCAGGUAGGAUUUUUAAGAUCCAGGCUAAUUAAUUACUGGAAAAAAAAGUUUAUGCUGUGAUAUCAGUGUUUUACA
This is a messenger RNA of Thamnophis elegans (Western terrestrial garter snake), 3216 nucleotides long. RefSeq names its product proline and serine rich 1 (gene PROSER1). The transcript is spliced from 14 exons. NCBI's taxonomy places the organism in Eukaryota, Metazoa, Chordata, Lepidosauria, Squamata, Natricidae. The record is from RefSeq and is a predicted model, not a curated record. The coding region runs from base 173 to 2926 and encodes 917 amino acids.